AUGUCAGAGACAACUGAGAGCUAUAACGAGGCUUUAAAAUUCUGCGCACAUCCGGAGACGUCAAACAAGAAGUUAUUUUCGACAUUCGCUCGGACCCGACCCCCAGACACACAGAUAUCCAAAUCAGUGGCGUCUGUGUUGUUGACGUUUAAGUGGCAUAAAGUGGUUCUCUUGUACUCCAAGAGCUCAGACCGAGACUUCUCAGCAGUCGCGCGAACCAUACAAAACACAUUACAAAUACAUAACAUCGAUGUGACGCGAGUGAGCACUUGGAGCGAUACCUUUCACUACGGAUACACUGAAAACCCAUUUCAAAGGAUUGUUGAACAGACUUAUCAGACAACAAGAAGACUACUGAACGAUGACUUUGAAAUCAUAGAAUUGGCUGAAAAGUCAUUUCAGUCAUACAUAGGAGUAGUGCCGACGCCUCCCAUUGAAUUUGAGAAGUUCUCGUUUAAAGUGAACCAGUUCAUGCAAUUGCCACCUUUCAACUUCCCUAACCCCACGUGGGAAUGGGGAGGGCUUAAGAGAGUUCCGGCAGAAGGGGCUUAUCUAUACGAUGCCGUCUAUGUGUACGCCAGAGCUCUUAACGACACCCUCAAAAAUAAUGGAAAUCCUUUUGAUGGAAAACUCAUCUUUAAAUAUAUAAAGAAUAGAGAAUAUAGAAGCGCGAUGGGAUAUAUGGUUCAUAUGAACGAAAAUGGAGACGCGGAGGGAAAUUACACUUUAAUUGCCCGAAAGAAUGCCAAAAUGGAAAGCCUCCAUCAGCUGAACCAGUUUGUGGAUUUGAUGGACAGAGUUGUCCGAAAACCCUGUGGAGGUGGGCACUGA
Molecule: messenger RNA, 831 nt
Organism: Oppiella nova
Lineage: Eukaryota; Metazoa; Arthropoda; Arachnida; Sarcoptiformes; Oppiidae
Source: the annotation of a GenBank genome assembly